Molecule: messenger RNA, 3568 nt
Organism: Populus trichocarpa (black cottonwood)
Lineage: Eukaryota; Viridiplantae; Streptophyta; Magnoliopsida; Malpighiales; Salicaceae
Product: leucine-rich repeat receptor-like protein kinase TDR
Exons: 2
Coding region: 432-3293 (953 amino acids)
Biological process (GO): protein phosphorylation
Molecular function (GO): protein kinase activity; ATP binding; protein binding
Source: RefSeq, a predicted model, not a curated record
GAAGAGGAUACAGAAAGGAGCUUUAUCUCCAAAAUAAAAUGGCAAAGAUAUGGAUGAUUACGUUUAUGUUGAAACACUGUUACAAAUUAGCAACUGCAGCUUAAAUAUUUCAUUUUCUCCAGUGAAAAGCAGGAAAAAGAUGCUUCAACAUGGAAAAGCUAGAUUCCUUAGUGGCCAACACCAUCCAAAUUAACAAUGACCCUAAGGGCCCCUUAUUGCCUCUAAAAUAACUUGAUUGAUGGCAAAUUCUCAUAUCAACUAAUCCCUAUACGUCACUCCCUUCUUUUAUGCCCUCUUUCUCUAGUCCCCAUGCACCUCUCAUCCAACAAAAACAUAAAAAAUACACACAGGCCUUAUUCUAAACUGACAGAUUUUUCUCUUAUCUGGGGUUGUCAAUAGUUGUCUUUCUUUCUUCUCCACUUCGAGUUCCAAUGGAGAUUUUCCAUUGCAUGUACUUCGGGGUGCUCUUGGCCUUGACAUGCAUAGUUGCGGUUGUUUUGGCUGAUGAUCCUUACUCAGAGGCUCUUUUGAGCUUAAAAUCUGAGCUCAUUGAUGAUGAUAGCAGCUUGGAUGAUUGGCUAGUGCCUCCUGGAGGAAACACAGAAGAGAAAAUCCAAGCAUGCUCUUGGUCUGGUGUCAAAUGCGACAAGAACUCCACAGUUGUUGUUGCUUUAGACCUGUCUAUGAAGAAUCUUGGAGGUGAAUUGACAGGGAAACAGUUUGGUGUCUUUGCGGAGCUUGUUGAUCUUAACCUCAGCUACAACUCAUUCUCGGGGCAGCUUCCAGUGGGAAUAUUUAACCUCACAAAUCUAAAAAGCUUUGAUAUCAGCAGAAACAAUUUUUCUGGCCAGUUUCCGGGUGGAAUCUCCAGUCUUCGUAACCUGGUUGUGCUUGAUGCCUUCAGCAAUAGCUUUUCUGGGCCGUUGCCAGUUGAGGUUUCCCAGCUUGAAUAUCUCAAAGUUUUCAAUCUGGCUGGGAGUUACUUUGAUGGACCAAUCCCAUCGGAGUAUGGUUCUUUCAAGAGCCUUGAGUUUAUUCACCUGGCAGGUAACUCCCUCAGUGGUAAUAUACCGCCGGAGCUAGGCCAACUCAAGACAGUGACCCAUAUGGAGAUUGGCUACAAUUCAUACGAGGGAAGUAUCCCAUGGCAAAUGGGUAACAUGAGUGAGCUUCAAUAUCUUGAUAUAGCUGGUGCAAAUCUAUCUGGCCCAAUACCAAAGCAACUCUCGAAUCUCACCAAGCUAGAAUCACUAUUUCUCUUCAGAAACCAGCUCACUGGAUUGGUCCCCUGGGAGUUUAGACAAAUUGUGCCUCUCGCCAGCUUAGAUCUUUCUGAUAAUCAACUUUCUGGGCCUAUACCUGAGAGCUUUGCAGAGUUGAAGAAUCUCAAGCUGCUAAGCCUUAUGUACAAUGAAAUGAAUGGCACUGUUCCACCAGGCAUUGGUCAGCUUCCUUCACUGGAAACGCUCCUUAUAUGGAACAAUUUCUUCUCUGGUUCACUUCCAAAUGACUUGGGCAAGAACUUGAAGCUGAAAUGGGUGGAUGUUUCAACCAACAAUUUCAUCGGCAGCAUUCCACCGGAUAUUUGUGCAGGAGGGCUAGUAAAACUGAUCCUGUUUUCAAAUAACUUUACAGGCAGUCUCACACCAUCCAUCUCCAAUUGCUCUUCGCUUGUGCGUCUACGAAUUGAAGACAAUUCCUUCUCCGGUGAGAUCCCUCUUAAAUUCAGCCACCUUCCUGAUAUCACAUAUGUGGACCUUUCCAGGAACAAGUUUACCGGUGGGAUUCCCACAGAUAUCUCUCAAGCUUCCCGUCUGCAGUACUUCAAUAUCUCCAAUAAUCCAGGGCUUGGAGGUAUGAUCCCAGCAAAAACAUGGUCUUUGCAGCUUCUCCAAAAUUUCUCAGCGUCAGCAUGUAACAUCUCAGGCAAUCUUCCUCCAUUCCACUCCUGCAAAUCUGUUUCUGUUAUUGAAUUGCGCAUGAACAAUCUAUCAGGAAGUGUCCCUGGAGAUGUUUCUAAUUGCCAAGCUCUUGGAAAGAUGGAUUUAGCUGAUAAUAAGUUUACUGGUCAUAUACCAGAAGAUCUUGCAAGCCUUCCAGCUUUAAGUGUCCUAGACCUGUCACAUGAUAAUUUCAGUGGUCCAAUACCAGCGAAGUUUGGUGCUUCUUCAAGCUUGGUACUUCUAAACGUGUCUUUCAAUGAUAUCUCCGGUUCCAUUCCCUCCAGCAAUGUGUUUAAACUGAUGGGAACCAGUGCAUAUCAGGGAAAUCCGAAGCUAUGUGGAGCACCUUUGGAACCAUGUUCUGCUUCCAUCACGAUAUUUGGCAGCAAAGGCACAAGAAAGCAUACGUGGAUUCUGCUACUAUGUGCAGGGGUGGUUGUAUUAAUUGUGGCAUCAGCCUUCGGGGUAUUCUACAUCCGGAGAGGAAGUAAAGGUCACUGGAAAAUGGUCUCCUUCAGUGGACUCCCCCGAUUUACAGCAAGUGAUGUUUUGAGGAGCUUUAGUUCCACAGAAUCAAUGGAAGCAGUGCCACCAGAAUCUAAUUCAGUUUGCAAAGCAGUGCUGCCCACAGGAAUAACAGUUUCAGUGAAAAAGAUUGAACUGGAAGCAAAGACAAUGAAGAAAGCCACAGAAUUUAUGACACGACUGGGUGUUGCAAGACAUAAAAAUUUGAUUAGAUUGCUAGGGUUUUGCUACAACAAGCAACUAGCUUAUGUCCUAUAUGAUUAUCAGCCUAAUGGUAACUUGGCUGAAAAAAUCACUUUGAAGAGAGAUUGGGUGGCCAAGUACAAACUCGUCAUUGGCAUUGCCAGGGGACUGUGCUUCCUUCACCAUGACUGCUAUCCGGCAAUUCCUCAUGGAGAUUUGAAGUUGAGUAACAUAUUGUUCGACGAAAAUAUGGAGCCUCAUUUGGCUGAUUUUGGAUUCAAAUACCUGGUAGAAAUGACUAAAGGCUCAUCUCCUGCAACAAUUUUCAUGGGAGAAACAGGCGAACUGAACAGUUCCAUAAAAGAGGAGCUCUACAUGGACAUAUACAGAUUUGGGGAGAUCAUUCUGCAAAUCCUGACUAAUUUGGCAAACGCAGGAGGGACAAUACAUAGCAAGCCUAAGGAGGUACUUCUAAGAGAAAUAUAUAGUGAGAAUCAAACUGGUUCUACUGAUUCAACACAAGAAGAGAUAAAACUGGUUCUUGAAGUUGCUUUGCUCUGCAUAAAAAGUAGGCCAUCUGAUCGGCCAUCCAUGGAAGACGCACUGAAGCUUUUAUCAGGGAUGAAGUCACAAAGAAAAUAGCAGCAGAUAUAUUAAAACAAAGUCCAUACUGUGCAUUUCAUAAUGCCACAUAUCACUGGGCAUGAUAGGUGUGACUUUUAGCUAAUUCAUAUGAGUGUCUGUUUGUAUUUGAUUAUCAUACGUAGCUUGUUCCCGUAGUGAUUACUGGAAAUAUUUUGCUGUAAUAUAUAGCGCCCUAUAAGUUUGUGUAUUUUUAUCUUAUAGAUGUUAACUACAUGGUUUUUUUUUUCCAUGUUUGAUGUAAAACUUUUGGCAUUAUAAAGUUCAAUUUUCUA